AGCCUCUCCUCGCGCCUGUCUGGCCAAAUGGUGCUCGCGCCGCUGACGCGCGGCGGCAACCUGCCCUUCCGCCGGCUCUGUGCCGAGUUUGGCGCCGAGGUCACGCUGGGAGAGAUGAUCUUCGCGCGGCAGCUCCUAAAGGGCGACGUGAUCGAGCGGGCCCGCCUGCGGCGCGCGUCCAACGAGCAGGUCUUUGGCGUGCAGAUCGCCACCAACGACGUCGAGGAGGGCGUCGGCGCGGCCAAGCUCGCAGCUGCGGCGGGCGCGGACUGGGUAGACCUGAACUGCGGCUGCCCCAUCCACGAGGCGACCCGCCGCGGCCUCGGCUCUGCGAUGCUGCGGCAGCCGGUGCGGCUCGAGCGGCUCGUGCGCGGCAUCGCCGCGGGCUCGCCGCUGCCGGUCUCUGUCAAGGUGCGGCUCGCUUCGGAGGGCGGCGACGUCAACGUUCGCGAGGUGGUCGGUCGGCUGCGCGCCGCGGGCGCCGCAGCGGUGACGAUCCAUGGCCGCACGGCGGAGGCGCGCUACUCGAAGGCCGCCGACUGGCGCCUCAUCGCCGAGUGCGUCGAGGACAACGCCGAGGCGGGAGGUGGCAUGCCUCUCCUCGGCAACGGGGACCUACUGACGCAGUACGAGGCGCAUGGCAGGAUGGCGCAGUCGGGCGUGGACGGCGUCAUGGUCGGCCGGGGAGCGCUCAUCAAGCCGUGGAUCUUCAAGGAGUUCCGCGACCGGCGCGCGUGGGAGCCGAGUGCGGCGGAGCGCGUGGCGGUCUACCGGCAGCUCGCCUGCUUCAUGAAGGAGCACUUUGGCGACGACGCAAAGGGGCGGCGCAAGGCGUGGUACUUUCUGCCCUGGCACUUCGACUUCCUCUCUCG
Emiliania huxleyi CCMP1516 is the source of this 872-nucleotide messenger RNA. RefSeq lists its product as hypothetical. Gene Ontology annotation, biological process: tRNA processing. The record is from RefSeq and is a predicted model, not a curated record. The transcript has a single exon. Gene Ontology annotation, molecular function: RNA binding; flavin adenine dinucleotide binding; tRNA dihydrouridine synthase activity. The annotation marks the transcript as partial. NCBI's taxonomy places the organism in Eukaryota, Haptophyta, Isochrysidales, Noelaerhabdaceae.